AUGAGUGGAGGCGCAGAAGUACUAGUAAGACAAAGCAAACGGAAGAAGCUAUCAGAUGGGUUAGCUGUUACCCAAAAAGUCUUUGUGAGAUCACGUAAUGGUGGUGCUACCAAAAUUGUAAGGGAGCAUUACUUGAGAAAUGAUAUACCAUGUCUCUCAAGGGCAUGCAGUAAAUGCCCAGAGAUAGUGGCACCGGAUGCUCACAAUGAGCUACCUAAAUUUGUGCUUUCUGAGAAACCUGAGAAGGGCAAAUUGGAUGGUAUUGGGGAACACUAUGCAGUACUAGAUACUAACAUAGUAUUGCAAGCUAUUGAUUUACUGGAGAAUCCUGAAUGCUUCUUUGAUGUCAUUAUUCCACAAAUUGUUCUUGAUGAGGUUAGAAAUCAAUCAUACCCUGUUUACACUAGGCUGAGAACAUUAUGUAGAGAUAGCGAUGAUAGAAAGAGGUUUAUUGUUUUCCAUAAUGAAUUCAGCGAGCACACUUUUGUUGAAAGAUUGGAGAAUGAAACCAUCAAUGAUAGGAAUGAUAGAGCCAUAAGAAAAACUUGUGAAUGGUAUGCUGACCAUUUAAAGAGCUCUGGUAUUAGUAUUGUCUUGGUUUCAAACGAUAGAUUAAAUAGAGUGGAGGCAAACAGAUCAAAUGCAAAGGAAAAGAAAUAUCAAACGCUAAACUUGGUUGAGUAUGUUGAGAAACUGCCAAAUGCCAAUGAGAUUAAAGAUUUGAUUCCAAGUUCUAAUUCAUUUGAUGGACAAGAUAAAGAAAGUAUUUCGGAUUUUUCUUAUCCAGAAUAUUAUACCAAUGCCAGAAUUAUGGGUGGGCUAAAGAAUGGUGUUUUGUUUCAAGGUUCUAUCCAAAUUUCUGAAUAUAACUUCUUAGAAGGUACGAUCAGUCUUCCGAGGUUUUCUAAGCCAGUUCUAAUACGUGGUCAAAAGAACUUGAAUAGGGCAUUUAAUGGUGAUCAAGUGAUUGUUGAAUUACUACCACAAUCCGAGUGGAAGGCCCCAUCAACAAUAACCCUAGAUUCUGAACAUUUUGACGUUAACGAUAAUGCAGAUGAUGGUAACGAUGAAGAGUCAGGUGAUGUGAAAGGUGCUAAUUCUGCUGUUAUUAUGUCAGAUAAACAACGAAGAUUACUCGCUAAGGAUGCUAUUGCAGCUCAACAAUCUAAGAAGGUUUCUCCUACUGGUAGAGUUGUUGGUAUUGUACGUAGAUCAUGGAGACAAUAUGUCGGACAGAUAGCUCCAAAUUCUGUUGACUUACAAAACGGUGGUACUCAAUAUGUUUUUGUGAUCUUAAUGGAUAAAUGUCUCCCCAAGAUUCGAAUUAGAACAAGAAGAGCCAAAGAGCUUUUAGAUAAAAGAAUUGUUGUUUCGAUCGAUUCAUGGCCAGAAACACAUAGAUACCCAUUAGGACACUUUGUAAGGGACUUAGGAGGAAUUGAAACUGUUCAAGCUGAAACAGAAGCUCUUUUGCUAGAACACGAUGUGGAGUAUAGACCAUUUUCCAAGAAAGUAUUGGAUUGUUUGCCCAGUGAAGGCCAUGACUGGAAGGCACCAGAAAAAUUAUCAGAUUCAGCAGCUAUUGCUAAAGACCCACUUUUGCCAAAAAGAAGAGAUUUAAGAGAUAAAUUAAUCUGUAGUAUCGAUCCUCCUAACUGUGUUGAUAUUGAUGAUGCUCUACACGCCAAGAUGUUAGAGAACGGGAACUGGGAGGUUGGUGUACAUAUUGCAGAUGUUACACAUUUUGUUAAACCAGGAACAGCAUUGGAUGCAGAAGGUGCUUCUAGAGGUACUUCUGUAUACUUAGUUGACAAACGUAUUGAUAUGUUACCCAUGCUACUUGGUACUGACUUGUGUUCAUUAAAGCCAUAUGUUGACAGGUUUGCUUUCUCUGUUCUUUGGGAGCUUGAUCAAGAUGCCAAUAUUGUCAAUGUUGACUUUACAAAAUCUGUGAUCAGAUCGCGGGAGGCUUUUUCAUAUGAACAGGCUCAAAUAAGGAUUGACGAUCCAAAUCAAACCGAUGAGCUAACACAGGGUAUGAGAGCGUUAUUGCAACUCUCUAAAAAAUUGAAACAAAAGAGAUUGGAUGCUGGUGCAUUGAAUUUGGCCUCACCAGAAGUUAAAGUUCACAUGGAUAGUGAAACUUCGGAUCCGAAUGAGGUGGAAAUCAAGAAAUUACUUGCUACUAACUCUUUGGUUGAAGAAUUUAUGUUAUUGGCUAAUAUUUCUGUUGCUAGAAAGAUUUAUGAUUCUUUUCCUCAAACGGCUAUGCUAAGAAGACAUGCAGCACCACCUUCUACCAAUUUUGAGAUAUUAAAUGAAAUGCUUCAAACCAAGAAGGGAUUGACUAUAUCUUUGGAAUCUUCCAAAGCACUAGCUGAUUCUCUAGAUAGAUGUGUGGACAAAAAUGAUCCAUAUUUUAAUACCCUAGUGCGUAUCAUGUCGACAAGAUGUAUGAUGGCCGCUCAGUACUUCUAUUCAGGAGCUUACUCUUAUUCCGAUUUUAGGCAUUAUGGUUUGGCGGUUGACAUCUACACACAUUUUACAUCACCUAUUAGACGUUAUUGUGAUGUUGUAGCACAUAGACAACUUGCUGCUGCCAUUGGUUAUGAACCUUUGAGUUUGACACAUAGAGAUAAAACGAAGAUGGAUAUGAUAUGUAAGAAUAUCAAUAGAAAGCAUAGGAAUGCUCAGUUUGCGGGAAGAGCCAGUAUUGAAUACUAUGUCGGCCAAGUCAUGAGAAACAAUGAGUCCGUUGAAACGGGUUAUGUUAUCAAAGUAUUUAAUAAUGGUAUCGUUGUCCUAGUGCCCAAAUUUGGUGUCGAAGGUCUGAUUAGACUAGAAAAUCUAACGGAUGAUACUGACUCUGCGGACUAUGAUGAAGUUGAGUUUAAGUUGACUUUUACACAGCAAGGUACAAACGCUAAGAGAGAGAUAAGUGUCUUUGACAAAGUAGAAGUUCAAGUUAAAUCGGUUCUUGAUCCUGUUACAAGUAAGCGUAAGGCAGAAUUAUUACUUAAGUAA
Molecule: messenger RNA, 3024 nt
Organism: Nakaseomyces glabratus
Lineage: Eukaryota; Fungi; Ascomycota; Saccharomycetes; Saccharomycetales; Saccharomycetaceae
Gene: DIS3
Product: exosome catalytic subunit DIS3
Biological process (GO): rRNA catabolic process
Cellular component (GO): cytoplasmic exosome (RNase complex); nuclear exosome (RNase complex)
Molecular function (GO): RNA binding; 3'-5'-RNA exonuclease activity; endonuclease activity
Source: RefSeq, a predicted model, not a curated record